AUGUCACUGCGAUUAUUUGGUUUGGCAAGAAGCACCAUUUCGGUGGCUUCGAGGCACCGGACUGCCACCGGGAUUCGUUUUUCUAGUACAACUCCAUCUCCAGAAGAGAACAGCGAUCCUGUUGCUGUGGAUCAAUCAGCGGGCUCGAAGAGAAAGUCGACGAGGUCAGAAUUCGCCGACUCUGCUCAAUCUAAUCAAUUACAAGAGGAAUUAAAUAAACUGGAGAUUGUUCCUUUUGGUCAAAGAUCGAAUCUUACCGAGUUAGAAGAACAGGAUAAUGAAAUGAAGAGACAGUUGAAGCUGUUCAAGACAGCAGUUAAAAUGAAGUCGCCAAAACCUAUCUCACCCAGUUUAAGAUGGUAUAAAUGGCCCAUCUACCCAUAUCUGCACAAGGGUAAGCCUGUAAAAGAAUUGACAGUACCAAGGAAGAAGCACAGUGGACGUAACCAUCACGGUCUGAUUACAGUGCGUCACCAAGGUGGUGGUGCCAAGCGAAGAAUCCGUCUGAUUGACUUCUUCAGACUUGAUGGUGGUGUCCACGAAGUCGUCCGCAUUGAAUAUGAUCCAAAUAGAAGCUCGCAUAUUGCUCUUGUAAAGAACGAAGAAACCUCGGCCUUGUCUUACAUUCUCGCAUGUGUAGGAUUACGAGCAGGUGAUAAAGUUGAGUCAUUCCGUGAUGGAAUCCCUCAACGUAUUAUCGACAAAAUGGGUGGUGAGAACGACCCCGGUAUUUUGGCUACCCAUAUCGCCAAGAAAGGUAAUUGUAUGCCUCUUAGUAUGAUCCCCCUUGGAAGUAUCAUUCACAAUAUCGGUGUGUCGAAGAUUGGUCCUGGCAAACUGUGUCGUGCUGCUGGUACUUACGGCCGUCUGCACGAGAAGCUGCCUGAGAAGAAAAAAGCCGUCAUCAGAUUACAAAGUGGAGAAUACCGAUAUGUGGCAUUAGAUGCCUGUGCAACACUGGGAAUGGUCAGCAACCCCGAUCACCAGCACCGUUCGUUUGGUAAGGCAGGACGUUCGCGUCAUUUUGGUAUUCGACCCCGUGUGCGUGGUGUGGCCAUGAACAAAGUCGACCAUCCUCUCGGUGGUGGUAGAGGUAAAUCCAAGGGUAACAAGGUUCCUCAGUCGCCAUGGGGUACUCCUUCCAAGAGUGGAUACAAGACUCGUAGAGGCAAGAACAUCAACCACAACAAGAUCCGUGACCGUCCCAGGGGCAAAAAUAAAUAG
Sugiyamaella lignohabitans is the source of this 1224-nucleotide messenger RNA. It is a transcript of the gene RML2, whose product is annotated as mitochondrial 54S ribosomal protein RML2. NCBI's taxonomy places the organism in Eukaryota, Fungi, Ascomycota, Dipodascomycetes, Dipodascales, Trichomonascaceae. Bases 1 to 1224 code for a protein of 407 amino acids. Gene Ontology annotation, cellular component: large ribosomal subunit; ribosome. The transcript has a single exon. Gene Ontology annotation, biological process: cytoplasmic translation. Gene Ontology annotation, molecular function: structural constituent of ribosome; transferase activity; RNA binding. The record is from RefSeq and is a predicted model, not a curated record.